CUCAAUUUGAAAGCGCCGAAUGAUUUCGACAUAAUGUGUGCGUCGUUUUUGAUGACGUAGAUCGCAAAACGUGUGCAUGUUGCCGACUAAUUGCAGCAUAUUUUAAAGGAUAUAGAAAGGUGCUCUGGUUAAAAUAUGUCACGAUUUUUCAAAGGAUCCGACUCUGAGUCGGAAAGUUCGUCUGGAGAAGACGAAAUUGUAACGACCCGCUCAGCAGCGCCUACAAAGGUUUUCCAAUUUUCUGAUGAUGAAGAAGAAACAAAACGUGUUGUUCGAAGUGAAAAAGACAAAAGAUAUGACGAUUUGAAGAAUAUUAUCAAGGACUUGAAGAACAAGAAGAAGAUUAAAGACUUGAGCAAUGUCCUCACUGAGUUUGAGUCCCUGUUGAAGGCAUAUGACAAGGCGAAGAAGGUGGUGGAGAAGGAGGGCAUUCCCCGCUUCUACAUCCGUACUCUCGUCGAGCUCGAGGACUUUGUCACUGAGUGCUGGGAAGACCGGGAGGGGCGUAAGAAGCUAAACAAGUCCCACGCCAAGAGCCUCACCACCCUGCGCCAGAAACUCAAGAAGUAUGCGCGUGACUUUGAGUCUGAAAUGGAGUCGUACAGGAAGGACCCUGAUGAGGGAGAUAUUGAGGAUGACUUUGAUGCCGUCAAUGAUGUGGCUGAGUCUGAAUCAGAAGAUGAAGCCCCAUCUACCUUCCUGAAGAAAGACAAGCCGGCUAAACCUGCGAGAGCUGUGGAUGACGAUGAUGAAGAUGAAUGGUCUCAGUCGGAGUCAGACUCUGAGGAAGAUGAAGAUGCUCCUACUGACUACACCAACAUGGCCGCAUACUUCCUUAAAGAGAAGACGUCUGAUGACAAGAAAGAGACAAAGGCUCAGAAGAAAUUGAAGCGUCAGCUGGUGAAGAAGGAUGCAGACAAGGAUGAAGACGAGGGAGAGUGGGAAGAAGUGACGGGCAAAGGGGGAGUUCCAAUGGUCGUGCAGGAGAAGCCGAAGAUGUUUCCGAAGGACACAGAGGUGAACCAUGAGGCCGUAUGCAAGAAACUGUACGAGAUCACUGCAGCCCGUGGGAAGAAGGGCACUGACAGACAGGAGCAGAUUGAGUUACUAAAGGAGCUGUACUCCAUCGCAGAGGCCAACAAACUUGGUUAUGCCAUGUCUGUCAAGAUCACCUUCAACAUAACAGCAGCCAUCUAUGACUACAACCCAAACAUCGCAACUUGCAUGAAGUCCGACAUGUGGGACAUUUGCGUAGAUGGGGUGAAAACCCUGCUGGGAAUGUUGAAGGAACACUCCGACAUCACCGUUGGGGCCAACAUCACCGAGGAUACUGAAAGCCUGGAGAAGUCACCAUUCUUGGUGCGUGGCUGUAUCCUGACCGUGGUUGAGCGUAUGUGUGAGGAGUACACAAAGAUGCUGCAGGCUUGUGAUGCACACAGCACAGAAUAUGUGGAGAGACUGCGCGAUGAUGUGAAGGUGUGUGCUAUAGUAGACGAGCUUGUGAACUACCUUGAGGGUCGGGCGACAUCAGAAGAGAUCUGCCGUGCCUACCUUCGUAAGGUCGAGUGCUGUUACUACAAGACGAACCAGUGUACUGAGGCGGACAUGGAUGUUCUUUGUAAGUUUAUCUACACGAAUGACAGCACAGACCGGCUGCGUACACGAGCCAUCCUGUGCCAAAUCUACCACCACGCCCUGCACGACCGCUGGUUCCAGGCCCGUGACCUCAUGCUCAUGUCACACCUUCAGGACAACAGCCACCAUUCUGAUGUACCCACUCAGAUCCUGUACAACCGCACGAUGGUACAGCUAGGUCUGUGUUCGUUCCGCCAGGGCAUGACAAAGGAUGCCCAUAAUGCCCUCGUUGACAUCCAGAGUGGCGGCAGAGCCAAGGAACUUCUUGCUCAGGGCCUGCUGCUGCAGCGUCAACAUGAGCGUACGCCAGAGCAGGAGAAAAUAGAAAAGCGACGUCUGUUGCCAUACCACAUGCACAUCAACCUGGAACUACUAGAGUGUGUCUACCUCGUCUCAGCUAUGCUCAUGGAGAUCCCCUACAUGGCGGCCCAUGAGAUGGACGCCCGACGGCGUAUGAUCAGUAAGAACUUUCACCACGUGUUGCGUAUGAGCGAGCGUCAGACUUUGACGGGACCUCCAGAGAGCAUGCGGGAACACAUUGUGGCCGCCUCCCGUGCCAUGAAAACUGGAGACUGGAAGGCUUGCAAAAACUUCAUCAUCAACGAGAAGAUGAAUACAAAGGUGUGGGAGCUGUUCCAGGAUGACCGUAAUAAAGUGUGUGACAUGAUUGUGUCCAAGAUCCAGGAGGAGAGUCUGCGUACGUACCUGUUCACAUACAGCAGCGUGUAUGACACACUCUCCCUUGUCACCCUUGCAGACAUGUUCGAGCUGGACGUCUACAAAGUUCAUUCCAUCAUCUCUAAGAUGGUCAUUAAUGAGGAACUUAUGGCAUCCCUUGAUGAGCCGACCCAGACCGUGAUCAUGCACCGCACUGAGCCGACCCGUCUCCAAGCCCUCGCUCUCCAGCUCUCAGAGAAGGUGGGAAACCUUGUGGAGAACAACGAGCGCAUACUAGAAAUCAAACAAGGAAACUUCUUCUUCAACAAGUCUGGAAACCAACAAAACCAACAGCAAGGUGGCGGGUAUCAAGGGAAUCAACAGAACUGGAAUAAGUCUUCACAAAAUCGUCGAAACCAACGUCAACAUAGAGCCUACUAGAUUGCCCAAAUUCCUUGAAAUAGUUGUUUAAAGUCAACGUUUUAGUGUGUGUUAGCAUUGUUGCUAUAUUUUGAAGAUGAACUGUUUGAAGAGAUCAUGUUAUAGUUGUAUGGUACUGAAUUUUUCUUAUUUAUUUGCUUAUGUACCAAUAAUGAACAUUAAUGGUAACAUCUGUCUGAACUUGACACUUAAGAGUUUGUGUUCUUAUCAAAAUAAACUGUUUUUUCAAUGUACAAGAUUUCUCCCCCUCUAACUAUAUGGGCAGACUGGUUUUUGUUAACAUCUUAAUAUGACUGUUAUAAAUGCCAUCUCUACCAGUCUGCCCAGACACCAUAGUGCUUAGGUCAUUAUUUUAUUUAUCGCUUAUUGUAUGGUCAUUUGUAAAAUCUUGAAUAAACUGUCCAACAAGUCA
Messenger RNA from Mya arenaria, 3145 nucleotides. RefSeq names its product eukaryotic translation initiation factor 3 subunit C-like. Gene Ontology annotation, cellular component: eukaryotic translation initiation factor 3 complex. Gene Ontology annotation, biological process: translational initiation. The transcript has 21 exons. Lineage: Eukaryota; Metazoa; Mollusca; Bivalvia; Myida; Myidae. Gene Ontology annotation, molecular function: RNA binding; translation initiation factor activity; translation initiation factor binding. The coding region runs from base 136 to 2733 and encodes 865 amino acids. The record is from RefSeq and is a predicted model, not a curated record.